AUGGGACCUGGAACACUCAAUGAGAAGCGUCGUCGCGCCCAGCACGCGACCUCGGCGCUAUCCAAGCCAUUCAAGUCUCCUCUGCGUCGGCCUCUGCAGACAUCAGAGAUCAAAGAAGAAACAUCGCCCACAAUCAAGGAACGCAUUUCCUCGCCUGAUCCUACCCAUCAAGCAAGCGCAGCUCAUCCAGCCGGAGAAGCAAAAACAGAACCAGAACCCACAACCUCGACCACGCUUUCUUCAUCCGCACCAUCCAUCAACUCGCCUUCAUCCAGCGCCUCGUCACCUUUAAGCUCGCGCAACCGCAAGCGCAAAAACCCCACCAGUCGCUUAACGCCGUCCAAGAAGCCAGUUCUCUUAGACCCAGAGACCACAGCGCUCCAGAAACAGCAAAGAGCGCUUCAGUCCCGGCUUUCGGCCCUGCGGUCGGAGCUGGAUACAGCGCGACAAGCUCUCCGAGUUGAGUCUUCGGGUAAGGAUACGGAGCUUGAGAAGCUGAUCGGGAAAUGGAAAGGCGUGAGUCGGAAUGCAGCGGAGGAGGUUUUCGCGGGCGCGCAGGAACGAGUCACGCGGCUUGGGGGGAUGAAGGCGUGGAGGGAGCAGAUGAGGAAUAACAAUUCGAGAUGGGAGCAGGAGGAGAUGGAUUCAUGGUAUGGCGGUGCUGAAGGCGACGGGGUCGAUGUUGAUGAGGAGGAGUUGGAGGCUCGCAAAGCGGAGAUGUUGGAGCAAUGGGAUGUUCCUGGGAAAGAAGCUGAGGAUAAGAAACGGGAGGAGGCUACGGAGGAAGAGGAAUUUACUAUGGACUUCAUGCUGAAGACCUUGAAUGUUGAUUUGAAGCUGAUCGGGUAUGAUAAAGAGGGUCAGAGGUGGGUUAGAGACUGA
Molecule: messenger RNA, 882 nt
Organism: Aspergillus steynii IBT 23096
Lineage: Eukaryota; Fungi; Ascomycota; Eurotiomycetes; Eurotiales; Aspergillaceae
Product: putative DNA repair protein Dds20/Mei5
Exons: 2
Coding region: 1-882 (293 amino acids)
Biological process (GO): DNA recombination
Source: RefSeq, a predicted model, not a curated record